AUGGUUAUAGAUUUUAGUGAAGAGUUUGAUUUUGGUGAUGGAGAAGACAAGAAAAGAAACCUGGAUGAUCUUAUAUUAGGAAUCUGUUUAUGGCAUUCCACAAAUAUUGACAGAAAAUCAUUAUUUGAUAGUAAUAAUGGUACUGGUAACAAUAAUAGUGAGAUUGUUGUGUUGGUGACAAACGAUAGAAAUCUUCGUGUUAAAGCAAGAGCAAGAGGAGUUGAUGUUGUUGGAGUACAAGAUCUUUAUAAAUUGAUUUGA
This is a messenger RNA of Entrophospora sp. SA101, 261 nucleotides long. The record is from the annotation of a GenBank genome assembly. NCBI's taxonomy places the organism in Eukaryota, Fungi, Glomeromycota, Glomeromycetes, Entrophosporales, Entrophosporaceae.